Messenger RNA from Triplophysa rosa, 1998 nucleotides. It is a transcript of the gene eme1, whose product is annotated as essential meiotic structure-specific endonuclease 1. The coding region runs from base 134 to 1822 and encodes 562 amino acids. Gene Ontology annotation, cellular component: nucleus; Holliday junction resolvase complex. The transcript is spliced from 9 exons. Lineage: Eukaryota; Metazoa; Chordata; Actinopteri; Cypriniformes; Nemacheilidae. Gene Ontology annotation, molecular function: nuclease activity; DNA binding. The record is from RefSeq and is a predicted model, not a curated record. Gene Ontology annotation, biological process: replication fork processing; resolution of meiotic recombination intermediates; mitotic intra-S DNA damage checkpoint signaling.
GCGCCGCCAUGUUGAAUGACGUGCAUCUGACGCAGCUGCGUCGACGUGCUUACGUCAUCUCUCAGAAGCCGCGAACUGCAGGAUUCGAAUGGCUGCAUGAACCAUAGAUGUUUGAAUGAUGUGACAGUUCACCAUGACCUGCAUCAGUAGACCUGGAUUUCUCAUGAGUGACAGUGACUCCAGUGAUUCAGAACAGCUGCCUGUGUUUGAUUUCUCACAGUCAAAAAUCAAACAGACUGAACUGGUUGUUUUAGACCAUUCAGACUCCGAAAUGGCCCCUGUCUAUAAACCAGUUUCAUCAGAAGUACGUGGUCCUGCUGGAGCUGCUGGAAGUGAUGUCUUAAUGGUUAGCAGUGACAGUGAGGAAGAAGAGGCCAUGAUUCCUUUGGCUGUUAGACUAAAGCAGAAAAAGCUUGAUCUGGCUUCAGCAGUCAUUGUUCCUGAAAAGAGCCAGGCUUCCAGUUCACUUUCUAAUGGACGUUCACAGCUCUUAAAUGUUCCAGUUACAUUACCCCCACCGUAUAUAUCGGAGUUGGAGGACCAGCCAGUAGAACGUAGCAAGAUCUGUACCAAUAUAACAAGGCAGUUCAGCUCUGACUACAAUGCACCAUACCUCACCGAAGAACCUCCCCCUGCAGCGGAGAAUGGCACUCACCUAGCGAAGCGGAAGAAAACCCCUGCAGAAGUGGAGGCUGCCAGACAGGAAGCCCUGAGGAAAAGAGCAACGAGAGAGCAACAGCAGGAAGAGAAAGAGAGACUGAGAUUGGAGAAGAAAGCUAUGGCUGAUGCUGUUAAAGCUUUAAGGCCAGAGGAGUGCAUCAAACACAUGGUGGUGACAGUGGACCCAGGACUGCUGCAGCUGGAAGGUGGCGGUGCUCUCCUGACAUCUCUGCAUGCUCUGGGCUGCAGUUGUGCCAUAGAGAAGCAGUCUCUUCCUCGCAGUGUUACCUGGGCUAGACACUCACCCUGUCAACAGACCGGAGAGAUGAUGACUAUUCCAGAGUCACAUACUGUAAUCCAGGUUCCGCUGGAUGACUUCGUGACCAUGAUUAACAACUUCUGCAAGAAGCAAAGUGGCGGUGUGUUGACCGAAAGUGGCAUAUCUCUGACCUCCUGGACCCGAGUGCUAAUGAGCAAGAACCCAGGCAGGACUCUCAGCAUGGUCGUGAUUGACAUAGAGAAUUACUUUAAAUCCCAGAAUUCAAAAUGUCAGAAGAAAUACCGUGAGGCAGUGCUGGGCGAGGAGAAGGACGCGGGACUUGAGGGAGGGCAGAAAAAGAGAAGAAAGAAAGACGAUAUCAAGCAGCUUCCCGAUGUCUCACGAGUACAGGUGGAGGAGGCUUUGGUAGACUUGCAGCUGCAUACCGGGGUGCAGGUCCGUUUCCUCUCGACCUGGAAGGACUUUACUGAUUUUAUUACCAUGUCGACCAAGGCUGUAGCAGAGGCGCCAUUCAAGCGAGAGCGAGAGAACACAGGUUUCACUUUUUGCUUGGAGAGUGAGUGGUCAGGUGGUCAUAAGGUGGACCGGGCAGGGAAUGGCCUACUGCAGGUUUGGAAGAGGCAAAUACAACAGCUGAACCGCGUCAGCCCUGAUAUGGCCAGUGCUAUACUCAGCGUCUAUCCUUCUCCACAGAUUCUUGUUCAGGCAUAUGCACGGUGUAAAACGGAGCUAGAAAAAGUUGGCCUGCUGGCAGACGUGCUGAUUCGCCGCGGAGAGGGCGUUACAUCUACAACCCGCAGAGUCGGUCCGGAGCUUUCCAAGCGGUUGUAUCUUUUGAUGACAUCAUCUGAUGCCCAGCAGCCCCUUGAUUCCACGGUGUAGGUCUUUUUGCAUAUGUGAGGACAAUUAUGGAGAAAUAUCAGACACCUCGUUGUGACUGUUCUGGUGUUCAUUAUGGUAUUUAUUACAGUGCUUCAAUUCUGGACGUUUCAGAGUUUCAAUGUUUUAAUGGUUUGUUCUUACUAUACAUGUGUUGUUGUUGGUAUUAAAUAUUUCUU